AAUCAAUCAAUUGUCUCUUUCAAUCAAUGUCUUUUUUCAAUAUCCUUGAACGGAAACUGUUGCCACCAGUUCCUCAUAAAUUACCGGAUCCCAAGUUCGAUGAUGAAAUUUACCGACAAUUUAAUCGUUUACGAGUUCGAUCUCCAAAAAUGGACGAAGAUGACAAUUUACCCGGUGACACAGUGAGACGUUCAUUUCGAGGUGACCAUGAAAUGUCCAAACCUCGAGAAGGGCUGGUCAAGGUAGCGGCUGAAAUUUUCCGUUAUCGUUUUUUAUCCUGUUUCGAGCAAUUGACCGAAAAUGAUUCUGGUAGUUUACAAGGACGAAUCAUAAUUACCGAUCCAUCGAGUUGGUCAAUGGUUGAUCGAGCGCUUGAUUGGUUGACACUCAAACGCGCCGGUGUUUCUUGUGUUUUCACCUUGAACGAUAAGGUUUCCAAUGAGUUGACUCGGUCACUUCAGAUAAUCUAUCUGAUUAACAUUGGCCAUUUAAAUGGUCGCGAGUUUGAUUCGUUUCUGCUUAAUCUUGCCGAUCGUGAGUGUCGAUCUUGUUGUAUUUUCUUGGCCUAUCCAAUUGAUCCGUUUAGUGCCAAAGGAUCGUUGAGGCUUAAAAUUUUACACGAAUUGAUUAGCAAAAAGUCAAUUCCUUCCCCUUGGAUCGUUGGUGCUUUUCAUGCUCCGUCACCUUGGUUGGCGUUGAUCGAUCAUCAAGUUAAUCUCAACUAUUUGCGACAAUUGGUCAACUCACCUCGGUCAUCCCAAUUCUCUAAGGCCAAUCGAAUUGUCUGUUGUCGACUUGCCUUUCGUCUGGUUAAUUUGUUCGAACAGAUGAACCAAUAUCCGAUUGUUCGCUUUUUGAAAACUUGGCAUUCGCACAAUCAGUUGAUUGGUCAUUUUUUCGUUAAAGGGAUGGCCGGACUUCGAGAGAAACGACGAUCUUCACCUAAAGGACGAGGAUCAGAUUCGCAAACAAUUAAAUAUGAAUCGGAUUAUCUUCUUGUUAUUAUUGAUCGAUCUGUUGACCUUUUAACGCCAAUUCUUCACGCUGAUCAUUAUGAAGCUUUCGUUGAACAGGAAUUAGAAACUCGAUUUCCAAGAUCAACCGAUAAACUUGACUCAGAGAUACGAAAUGUUCACAUAAACGAAGUUACCUCUAAAUUGAAAUCUCUUUCGGAAUCAUUUAAAUCAAUGUACGGUCAAAUGUCGGUUAAAGAUCAAGAGGUUACCAUGAAUUAUGUCCGUUCUCAUCUCGCAAUGGUCACUCGAUUAACGGCAAAGAUUAACAAUGGAUAUGGAAUUUUACUCAAAAUGGAGCGUAAAGUGUUGAAACAAUUGAACAAGAAUAAUCCACAAUUAAGGAAAGUCCGAUCAGCCGAAACGGACACGGAUAAGAGUAUAGUUGAUCCACCAUUUGGGAAAAAUGCCUUUAAUCCCGAACUUAGUCCCUUAGAUCUUCAUCGACUUGUUAUAACUCGAUCACUUGUUUCACAGAAACUCUUAGGGUCUCGAUACUUGAGGGCAUUCCUAGGAAAAGAUCACUUUCACGCUAAAGAUACAAUAACGGUCUCCAAAUAUGCGAAUCUAAUUAAAACUUGUUACGAUAAAAGUGGUUGCGGUCAAUUUGGAUUCCCUGUAAUUGCCAAUCUAAUUGAGGCAAUUUAUUCGGGCUCAUUGAGAGAAGAUCAAUUCCCGUUCGCUGAGGCCUGGAUGAGAAACUCGUCACCUCGAAAAAAACUGUGCAUCUUUGUCCUCGGCGGUAUUUCUUACAAUGAGGUUCAGCUAUCGGGUGUUUAUACCUCACCUAAUCAAGAAGUCACAUUAAUUUCUGACAAUUUACUAACUGCGAGCAGUAUUUUGUCUAAAUUGUUUUCUUAAUUGUUCACAUCAUACAUAAUCAAGUUAAUUUUCAAUUCUACCUUCCUAAUUAAAACCAUCUGUUUACAGUUAGAGCUUAAAUUGUCAAUUAAUUUGGUUAUUUAAAGCAAACAAAUUAAAAUCUGAUUAAACAUUGAUACCUUAAUUUGUUGAUGAUGUUGAUGUGGUUUCAAAUAUCAGCCACCAACAAUUAACUUUUUUAUUUAGCUUGAAAUAUGUUUCAGUUAAUUGUUGUUAAUCAAUUGUUACUUGUUGUCUCAUCAUUAAUCUUUAAUCUAGUUAAUUGUUCAAAUCAAACGGAUGAUAAUUCAACAAUCACGGCAUCACCAACAUGUAAUUGUGGUCAAUUUGAUUUAAUUGAUACAAACUAUUGGCCCUGGUUGGUUAGAAUCAGAUCACAAUUUGCCUCUAAAAACCUUAAUUGUUUUGGUGUUUUAAUCAGUUCAUUUAAUAUAUUAACGGCGGGCCAUUGUGUUUACUCAUCUAAAUAUGGUCUAAGUGAUCAAGUAAUUGUUUACUUACCAACAUCACAAUUUAAUUGGAUACAAUUAAAAGUAUCCAAAUACAUUUACGAUUCCCGAUCCAAUGGUACAUCUCAUAAUAUUGCUUUAAUUACCUUAAUUAAUCCAGUGCCAACUAAUUACAAACCAAUUUGUUUAACAAUUACUGAAGAUGUACCAUCAGCAAUUGUAAUUGGUUUUAAUCAUGAUAAAAAUACAACUAAAUCACUUGUCCAACAAUCAAACGUUGAAUAUAUUAACUUGGAAAAGUGUGAAAAUGAAAGAUUAUCAUGGAUUAAUAAAUUACCACAAUUACCUGUUAAUCAACGUUUAAAGUUCACUGGUUACAAUAAAAUUGACUCCUCAAUGUUAUGUGCCAAUGAUACAAUUAACGAUAAAUUUGAUAUUAAUCAUACAAAUAGAUUGAAUUUGGUUAAAUCUAAUUGUAAACACAAUUCAGGUGAACCUUUAAUUAGUAAAUCAAAUGACCGAUGGUUUCUGGUUGGUAUUGUUUCUGGAACUUGGUUUAAUCAUGAUUACAAUGAUUGUCUCACAUUAUUGCCAACAAUUUACACUGGCAUUUGGUAUUAUGCUGAAUGGAUUAACUAUAAUUGUAUUGAUUGUUGUUUAAUUGAAACAAAUUGAGUCUCCCUGACAAUUGUUACAUUUAAUUGGUUGGUUUAAUCAUGACCAUUGAAUUGAAUUUAAUUGUAGAGCUGCAAAAAUGAUUAUUUA
Molecule: messenger RNA, 3109 nt
Organism: Panonychus citri (citrus red mite)
Lineage: Eukaryota; Metazoa; Arthropoda; Arachnida; Trombidiformes; Tetranychidae
Exons: 4
Coding region: 27-1874 (615 amino acids)
Biological process (GO): intracellular protein transport; vesicle-mediated transport
Source: RefSeq, a predicted model, not a curated record